Molecule: messenger RNA, 1029 nt
Organism: Scomber japonicus (chub mackerel)
Lineage: Eukaryota; Metazoa; Chordata; Actinopteri; Scombriformes; Scombridae
Product: ependymin-2-like
Exons: 7
Coding region: 226-879 (217 amino acids)
Biological process (GO): cell-matrix adhesion
Cellular component (GO): lysosome; extracellular region
Molecular function (GO): calcium ion binding
Source: RefSeq, a predicted model, not a curated record
UACAGCAUUCUCUGCUUUUAGACCCUCACACCCUUGUACUGGGGGCUGUGACCCUCAAACUGGGAGAGUGGCUCCAGCAGAUUCCAGGUACAACAUCUGAGAAAUUGCUUAAGGGGUUGAACCACGUGUGUGAGCGCAGCCAGCUGUACUGUGAGCAGGUACAUAAGGAAGCCAGAACUCUCCAUCCUCCUGGUACUCCUCAGCUGACUCCUAAAGCUGCUCAACAUGGACUUCAACAGAGUGCUAUGUUGCCUCGGCCUUAUGCUGGUAGCCUGUGCUGCCCAGGAGCCUAUACCCUGCACUGUUCCCCCUCUUAUGAGUGGAGGCUUCACUGUGAUGACCACCAGCAUCAUGUCCACAGGAAAAAUAACCUAUGAUGCUUAUGGUCAGAGGAUGCGGGUUAGGACCUUCAGUUUUUCUGGAAAUGUUACGGACCAGCUGAUGCUUUUCAACAAGAAAGUCUAUUAUGAGAUCGACUGGAGCAGGUUCACUUGCAAGAAGAUGCCGUUGGACACCAGCUUUGUUCCCAUGCAAGUGCCUUCUGAUGCCCAACUGAUGGGUCAGGUAGUUAUGGGCUCUUCCUCUUCCUGGGGAAUGGGCGUGCUCGUCAACACCUGGUAUGGAAGCCUGCCCGGGAACGGCUCUUAUUCAAGUGUCUUUACUGAAAUUGGCUGCAUCCCUUUGACCACUUCUUUGUACACUCCAGCAUCUGGAUGGACCACUCUCAGCACAUUCGACUGGGUUGUGGGCAUCUCAACAGCCAUGGACUUUGUUCCUCCCUCCUUCUGUGCCAAGUCUUCACUGGAAGAGAGAGAGACCCCAGAUACCUUCUUCACUGCCCUAGGGUCUCUGGCCAUGAAGUCCAAGAGAAUGGUGUAAACAUGUCCUAUCAAGACACAAAUACUGCUUCUUUCAGGGCAGAAAAACAGUAAGAUUGAAUCUGGGAUGUGCAACUAAAAAUUAGAGGUACACAGUGUGAGUCAAUCUGGAAUAAUACCUCGUGUAGCUGCAUUGUUGCUAUGACUUUUA